Trichosurus vulpecula (common brushtail) is the source of this 765-nucleotide messenger RNA. It is a transcript of the gene SFN, whose product is annotated as stratifin. The record is from RefSeq and is a predicted model, not a curated record. The transcript has a single exon. Lineage: Eukaryota; Metazoa; Chordata; Mammalia; Diprotodontia; Phalangeridae. Gene Ontology annotation, biological process: signal transduction. Gene Ontology annotation, cellular component: cytoplasm. Gene Ontology annotation, molecular function: protein kinase binding. The coding region runs from base 1 to 765 and encodes 254 amino acids.
AUGGAGAGAGGCAGCCUGAUCCAGAAGGCCAAGCUGGCGGAGCAGGCCGAGCGCUAUGACGACAUGGCCGACUUCAUGAAGGGCGCCGUGGAGAAAGGUGACGAGCUGUCGUGCGAGGAGCGCAACCUGCUGUCGGUGGCCUACAAGAACGUGGUGGGCGGCCUGCGGGCGGCCUGGAGGGUGCUGUCCAGCAUCGAGCAGAAGGUCGCCGAGGAGGGGAGCGCCGAGGAGAAGGAGCGGGGCCCCGAGGUGCGCCAGUACCGGGAGAAGGUGGAGGGCGAGCUGCGCGCCGUCUGCGGCACCGUGCUGGGGCUGCUCGACUCGCACCUCAUCAAGGACGCGGGCGACGCCGAGAGCGGCGUCUUCUACCUGAAGAUGAAGGGCGACUAUUACCGCUACCUGGCCGAGGUGGCCACGGGCGACGACAAGAAGCGCACCAUCGACUCGGCGCGCGCCGCCUACCAGGAGGCCAUGGACAUCAGCAAGAAGGACAUGCUGCCCACCAACCCCAUCCGCCUGGGCCUGGCGCUCAACUUUUCCGUCUUCCACUACGAGAUCGCCAACAGCCCGGAGGAGGCCAUCUCUCUGGCCAAGACCACCUUCGACGAGGCCAUGGCCGAACUGCACACCCUCAGCGAGGACUCCUACAAGGACAGCACCCUCAUCAUGCAGCUGCUGCGAGACAACCUGACCCUCUGGACGGCGGACAGCGCCGGGGAGGAGGGCGGCGAGGCACCGCCCCCUGAGGAGCAGCCCCAGAGCUGA